This is a messenger RNA of Aspergillus thermomutatus, 966 nucleotides long. Its product is annotated as methylenetetrahydrofolate dehydrogenase (NAD(+)). Gene Ontology annotation, biological process: purine nucleobase biosynthetic process. Bases 1 to 966 code for a protein of 321 amino acids. The record is from RefSeq and is a predicted model, not a curated record. Lineage: Eukaryota; Fungi; Ascomycota; Eurotiomycetes; Eurotiales; Aspergillaceae. The transcript is spliced from 4 exons. Gene Ontology annotation, molecular function: methylenetetrahydrofolate dehydrogenase (NADP+) activity; methylenetetrahydrofolate dehydrogenase (NAD+) activity. Gene Ontology annotation, cellular component: cytosol.
AUGGCCACUUCGACAGACUCAAUGCCAGCCGCUUGCAAGGUUGUGCUCUCUAAGAACGUUGCAAAUGGCCUCGUUGCGGAGGUCCAGGAAGGUGUCAAGACCUUGGAGAAGCCGCCUCACCUUGUCGGAUUCCUGGCCAACGAUGACCCUGCGGCCUUGAUUGGAUUCCGUUACUCUUUGCGCCAAGUGUCUCGCGACGAUAUCGAAGAGGCUAUUCUGGCUGCCAAUACCGACUCAGACGUUGACGGUAUCAUCGUAUACUACCCGAUCUUCAACAAUCGCCAAGACCAGUAUCUGCAGCAGAUCGUCGACGUAUCCAAAGAUGUAGAAGGUCUUAGCCAUCGCUACAUCUUCAACAUGUACCAGAACAUCCGUUUCCUUGACCCUGAAACCAAGCGGCAGAAGUGCAUCCUUCCUUGCACCCCCUUGGCCAUCAUCAAGAUCCUCGAGUACCUCAACAUUUACAACACGAUCCUACCGUACGGAAACCGGCUAUUUGGACACACUAUCUGCGUGGUGAAUCGCUCAGAGGUUGUUGGCCGGCCACUUGCAGCUCUGUUGGCGAAUGACGGAGCUUGUGUCUACAGCGUGGAUGUCACCGGUGUCCAGAAGUUCACUCGUGAGGGUCUAAAAAAGUGUAGGCACGAAGUCGUGGACUUGGAAGGAAAGACAAUCAAGGAUGUAGCCCCUCUGUGCGAUGUUGUCAUCACAGGUGUUCCCAGCGAUUCGUACAAGUUCGACACAAGCCUCCUCAGAGAAGGUGCCGUCUGUGUCAACUUUUCUAGUGAGAAGAACUUCGGCCCAGAAGUAAAAGAGAAGGCAUCCAUCUUCGUUCCCUCGAUCGGCAAGGUGACUAUCGUGGUUCUGCUCCGGAACCUCUUGAGAUUGAUUCAGAACCAGAGAUUGGAUGAUGUGAAACCUGCUGAAGCCACCGAGCGUCCUGGAACUCUGGAGGCCGCUUCGUAA